Molecule: messenger RNA, 1503 nt
Organism: Amphibalanus amphitrite
Lineage: Eukaryota; Metazoa; Arthropoda; Thecostraca; Balanomorpha; Balanidae
Product: meiosis-specific nuclear structural protein 1-like
Exons: 6
Coding region: 210-1025 (271 amino acids)
Biological process (GO): cilium organization
Cellular component (GO): motile cilium
Source: RefSeq, a predicted model, not a curated record
GGCCGCACUGGACGAGUACACCAAACAGUACGACAUCGAGAGCAGACCGAGAGCGACAGCGGCUCGUCGACAGCGCCCGCUACCUGGAGGGACUGCGGCAGCAAUUUGUGGAGAAGGACCUUCAGAAGGAGAGCGAGUUCCAAAAGUUCCUCAAGGAGAAGGCUGUCAUUGAUGAGGUCGUGCGGCAGAUUGAAGAGGAGGACAAGCGGAUGGUGCGGGAGCGAGCCGAACGGAUGGCCAAGCUGAAGCAGCAGAUGGAGGAGGAGCUGGCCAGCCGGCAGCGUCAGCGGGAGGAGCUGAAGAUGCACGACGCAGCGCAGGACAAACUGUCUGCCGACUACGCUGCCGAGAUGGAGCGCCGAGACGCGGCCAUCGAGUCGGCCCGCCAGGAGCGUCUGGCUGAGCUGCGCCGGCUACAGGAGCGGAUGGCGGAGCAGAUGAGCAGCCGCCAGCGACUCGAGGAGGAGGAGCGGCUCCUGCGCGAGCAGCUGGAGGUGGAGCAGCGGCGGGCCGCCGCCGAGGAGGCCGAGCGUCAGGAGGUGGAGCGCCAGCUGUGCAGGAUGCAGGAGCAGCGGCGAACCAUCGAGCUGCAACUGCAGGAGAAGGAGCAGCAGCGCAGGGACGAGAUGCUGCAGCGCGAGGCCAUGCACAGAACGAUGAUGGAGAAGCUGGCGGAGGAGGAGCGUCUGGAGCUGCUGACUCUCGCGGCACGCCGCCGGCGAGAGCUCGACCACCGCCGCCAGGUGGAGGAGAUGAUGGCAGAAAACCGGCGACGUCGCGACCAGGAGAUCGCGCAACUCUGCAGCGAGAAGCGCGAGCUGGAGAGACAGGAACAGGAGCGGCUGCGCAAGGUGGAGCAGGAGCGCAGGAGGCUCCUGGAGCAGCACGCAGUCAAACUGGCUGAGUUCCUACCCAAAGGCGUGUUCCGGGACCGAAAGGAGCUGGAGGAGCUGGGAGCCCACUCCGAGGCCGUGGAACACCUUCAGGAGACGGAGAAGGAGGCCAACUAUGUCAAUAUCUGCUAGACGUCGCCGGCCGCGGAGAGCGUUCACCUCCGCGGCCGCCGAGAGCGUGGUCUCACUGCCAGAAUUGUGCGAGAGAUGCGAUCACGAACACCGACCUCCCUACUCAGUGGGUCUGUGUCAGGCGCUAUAGACCGAGACGUGCGACAGUGGCGACGGUGGAACCCAGAACACGAGACUGUGAUGCAAAUGGAUCUCAAACUUGAUGCGAAUGGAUCUCAAACUAGUACAGACUGCAUGAUUUGAAGGCAUUACGCCGUGGCAUUGCCGAACAUGACACAGCAACUGCCGUGAUGCCGAUGCUGAGUCGUAAAUUUUUGGUGUUUGUUGUGUGUUAACUUCACACAAAGUAACUGAGCCGUCCAGUCUGUGUCCUUAGCUCGUCCUUGGACCUUGUCAUUAGUGUUGAGUACCAGCUGAAAAAUGCAGUUGAAAUCAAUAGUACGUCAUGCUGCCAGUGCAAUACAUACUGUCAGUAUUA